AUUCGGCCCGGCUAGAGCCCACAACAGGUCUAGGGUUUCCUGGUUCUCCCACGGGGUUUCAGGAGACACAUAUAAUCCACACGCCGCCGUCUUUCUAAACUUCGCCAUCCAUUUUUCAUAUCCUCACUCGCCGCCGCCGCCGCUCGUCCCUCGCCCCAUCGCGAUGGCCCGGAUCAAGGUGCACGAGCUGCGGGGGAAGAGCAAGGCGGAUCUGCAAGCGCAGCUUAAGGAGUUUAAGUCGGAGCUCUCCCUGCUACGCGUAGCCAAGGUCACCGGCGGGGCUCCCAACAAGCUCUCCAAGAUCAAGGUUGUGCGCACCUCCAUCGCGCGCGUGCUGACCGUCAUCUCGCAGAAGCAGAAGUCGGCGCUGCGUGAGGCGUACAAGAAGAAGAAGCUGCUCCCGCUCGACCUCCGCCCCAAGAAGACCCGCGCCAUCCGCAGGCGCCUCACCAAGCACCAGCUCUCCUUGAAGACCGAGAGGGAAAAGAAGCGUGAGAAGUAUUUCCCCAUGAGGAAGUACGCUAUCAAGGCCUAGAUCAGUGAAAGAACAUUUAUCCUGUCAAGUUUUGCUCAGAAGUUACUUGAAUUUGAGACAAAUCUAUCUCCAUCCAAGUACUAUGUAGCUGAUCAACUGCAUGAUGAAAAACGAGUACUUUUUGCUUGUUUAAA
Messenger RNA from Zea mays, 669 nucleotides. Its product is annotated as 60S ribosomal protein L35. Gene Ontology annotation, molecular function: mRNA binding; structural constituent of ribosome. The coding region runs from base 164 to 535 and encodes 123 amino acids. The transcript has 4 exons. Gene Ontology annotation, biological process: translation; maturation of LSU-rRNA from tricistronic rRNA transcript (SSU-rRNA, 5.8S rRNA, LSU-rRNA). Gene Ontology annotation, cellular component: cytosolic large ribosomal subunit; ribosome. Lineage: Eukaryota; Viridiplantae; Streptophyta; Magnoliopsida; Poales; Poaceae. The record is from RefSeq and is marked provisional.